This is a messenger RNA of Anastrepha obliqua, 12108 nucleotides long. It is a transcript of the gene stan, whose product is annotated as protocadherin-like wing polarity protein stan. The transcript is spliced from 7 exons. Gene Ontology annotation, cellular component: plasma membrane. Gene Ontology annotation, molecular function: nucleic acid binding; G protein-coupled receptor activity; calcium ion binding. The record is from RefSeq and is a predicted model, not a curated record. Gene Ontology annotation, biological process: homophilic cell-cell adhesion; cell surface receptor signaling pathway; G protein-coupled receptor signaling pathway. NCBI's taxonomy places the organism in Eukaryota, Metazoa, Arthropoda, Insecta, Diptera, Tephritidae.
AUGUUAGCGGGUACAGCAGGCCAACAAAAAAGUUGGCGAAGUUGUUGUAAUUGUAACAGCAGUUGGAGUAGGAGUGGUAGUGGCAGUAGUAAAAUCAGUGAAGGCGAUAGCUGUAGUAGUAGCUGUGAAGAUGACUACUGCGGUGCAUCCAGUAGAAGUCACGUGCGCGCCGGUGGUCUGCCGAUAUUACAUACCUUUCUCCUACUCUUGUUUUACACGCAACUGUUGCACGUAGCAAACGCUUAUCUAAUAAUCGUGCAUGAGGACGUGCCAGCGGGCACUGUGGUCUUUAAUGCCUCCGUCUAUAAGCUCGGCUCGGAGCGCCACUAUAAAAUUAACGCACACAAAUCAGCGCAUUUCGUACAUCAUUUGGUUGCCGUAAAUCACAAAGAUGGUCAGAUACAGCUGCGCAAACAGCUGAAAUGUGAUGGUAUCUAUUACCCAAACUUAUUUACCUUCUAUGUGGACUCGACGUCGAAUCGGCUGCGCAGCAUUGAUUACUAUAGUCUACCCGUGCGAAUAUUUGUAACUGGGCGUGAUUGUAAUGAAGAUCGUCGCAUUGAGGAAGAGAUGCAUAGUAGGCAUUAUGAAGAGGAGGAGACGGGGUAUUCGAAACGCCGCAGACGCUAUGUGGAUACUAUUGCGCAUCCCGAUCUGCGCUAUUUUGGCGCAUAUCUAGCACAUCCGAGCAACACCAUCGAGCUGUCGCCGGCGACCAGCGUGUCAGAUGUGCUUAAUCACAACAAUAGUCGGCGUGAAUUUCGUGAUGGUGAUUUAAUAUUUGGCGACAAUUUUGAUAAUGAGAUGCGUCAUCGUAUACUUAGUCGCAAGCGGCGUGCAAAAGAACCGCUACUGCUUGAACCAUCACUGCAUCGACGCAUUUCAGAUGCUAAACAGUGGAUUUCAGAAACCUAUGCCUCAUAUGCCAUACACACAACGGACAAAUGGAAUCAGAUUUGCUUGCGUCAAUCGCAGUUCAUUAAUAAUCUCAAUGCUUUCUUACCGAAGUCCAUUUGCCAGCAUUGUAAAGUGAACUUUUUGGAUGUGAAUGAUGAACGUUUUGCCAUCGAACAUCAAAAUCACGAUUUGGUCGCAAGCCGUGACGUCUGCAUACACGAGUCCAUUUGGAAGGUGAGCAUCACUUUCAAUAUACGUUGUAAUCGCAAAGAGAUUGUCGACUCGGAUCACCGUCUGAAGAUCGUGUAUCACUAUCAGGAAUUCAAUGACACCGAUAUAGCUAAGCGCGUGCGUCGCGAGCUACGCAAUCAGUCGCCAUAUUUUGAGCAGGCACUCUAUGUGGCCUCGGUGUUGGAAGAGCAGCCAGCCGGCUCAGCUGUGACUACUGUGCGUGCGCGUGACCCCGAAGACUCGCCGGUAGUGUACUCGAUGGUGUCGCUGCUGGACUCUCGUUCACAGUCACUCUUCAAAGUUGACUCGCGCACCGGUGUAGUCACGACUUCGGCUAGUUUGGAUCGCGAACUAAUGGAUGUGCAUUAUUUUCGCGUGGUUGCCACUGAUGAUAGUUUUCCACCACGUUCUGGCACGACAACACUACAAGUGAAUGUUUUAGAUUGCAAUGAUCACAGCCCAACCUUCGAAGCGGAGCAAUUUGAAGCGAGCAUACGUGAGGGUGCGACUGUUGGCUCGACGGUGAUCACUUUGCGUGCUACAGAUCAGGAUAUUGGCAAAAAUGCGGAAAUCGAGUAUGGCAUUGAAAGUGUAACUGAUGGCACUGGGACUUUACAAGAUCAGGAGUUACCUAUUUUUCGCAUCGAUGCACGCUCAGGUGUGAUAUCUACGCGCAGCACACUCGAUCGCGAGACGUCGGACAGCUAUAAUCUCAUCGUUACCGCUUCGGAUAUGGCCUCGGCGCAGAGUGAACGCAAAACCGCUACGGCCACUGUAAUAGUGCGCAUACUUGACGACAAUGACAACUAUCCACAAUUUAGCGAACGCACUUACACAGUGCAAGUACCAGAAGACCAGUGGGGUGACGACAAUGUAGUGGCGCACAUACGCGCCACCGACGCCGAUCAGGGUAAUAAUGCAGCUAUACGUUACGCCAUUAUUGGGGGCAAUACGCAAUCACAGUUCUCGAUCGACUCAAUGAGCGGUGAUGUAAGUCUUGUCAAGCCGUUGGACUACGAGAAUGUGCGCAGCUAUCGACUAGUCAUACGCGCACAGGAUGGUGGCAGUCCUUCGCGCAGUAACACUACGCAGUUGCUGGUGAAUGUAAUUGAUACGAAUGAUAAUGCGCCGCGCUUUUACACCUCACAAUUCCAAGAGUCAGUACUGGAGAACGUGCCGGUGGGCUACAAUAUAAUACGUGUGCAGGCUUACGAUGCGGACGAGGGCACCAAUGCGGAGAUCACUUAUAGUAUUUCAGAACGAGACGAUAACUUUCCGCUUGCCGUUGAUCCGCGCACUGGCUGGGUGCAGACAAUCAAGCAACUAGAUCGCGAGGAGCAAAGUCGUUUCACUUUUCAAGUUGUCGCUAAGGAUGGAGGUGUACCGCCCAAGUCUGCGAGUUCAACUGUAGUAAUAACAGUACAAGAUGUGAACGACAACGAUCCCACAUUCAAUCCAAAGUACUACGAAGCAAACGUGGGUGAGGAUCAACCACCGGGUACGCCUGUGGUUACUGUUACUGCCACUGAUCCGGACGAAGACUCGCGCCUGCAUUACGAACUCACGUCCGGUAACACACGCGGUCGUUUUGCGAUUACUUCACAAAAUGGACGAGGUCUCAUAACGAUUGCACAAUCAUUGGACUACAAACAGGAGAAACGUUUUGUGCUCACAGUCACAGCUACGGAUUCGGGUGGUCGUUCGGACACAGCUACCGUAAAUAUUAAUAUUACUGAUGCCAAUAAUUUUGCACCAAUCUUUGAAAAUGCGCCAUAUAGCGCUUCUGUUUUCGAGGAUGCACCAAUUGGCACGACGGUCCUAGUUGUGUCAGCUACCGAUAGUGAUGUGGGCAUUAAUGCGCAGAUCACUUACUCGUUAAAUGAAGAAAGCAUAAAUGGACUUGGUAGCCCAGAUCCUUUCACCAUCAACUCACAAACUGGCGCGAUUGUGACAAGUGCUUUGUUAGACCGUGAGACGACCAGCGGUUAUUUGCUUACUGUCACUGCCAAAGAUGGUGGCAAUCCGUCGCUGAGCGAUACAACUGAUGUAGAGAUAAGCGUCACCGAUGUGAAUGACAACCCGCCCACCUUCAAGAAUCCACUGUAUCAAGCUUCAAUUCUGGAAGAUGCAUUAGUCGGAACCUCUGUUAUACAAGUUUCGGCUACGGAUCCCGAUAUUGGACUGAAUGGCCGCAUCAAGUACCUGUUGAGCAUGCGCGAUAUAGAAGAUGGAUCAUUUGUCAUAGAUCCCACUUCAGGCACAAUACGCACCAACAAAGGUUUGGAUCGCGAAAGCGUCGCUACUUAUUACCUUAACGCCAUAGCUAUAGACAAAGGCUCGCCGCCCCUAUCCAGCACUGUGGAAGUGCAGAUACGUUUGGAAGACGUAAAUGACUCACCGCCAACCUUUCCCUCGGAUAAGAUAACGCUGUACGUACCCGAAAACUCACCCGUUGGCUCAGUGGUGGGCGAAAUACAUGCACAUGACCCCGAUGAAGGGGUCAAUGCAGUGGUGCAAUAUUCAAUUAUUGGUGGCGAUGACUCGAACUCAUUUUCUUUGGUUACAAGGCCAGGCUCCGAACGCGCGCAGCUACUGACAAUGACCGAGUUAGACUACGAGUCGAAUCGCAAGCGUUUCGAAUUGGUCAUACGAGCAGCUAGUCCACCGUUGCGUAAUGAUGCGCACGUAGAGAUUUUGGUUACCGACGUCAAUGACAAUGCACCAGUACUACGUGAUUUUCAAGUGAUCUUCAACAAUUUCCGCGAUCACUUUCCAAGUGGUGAGAUCGGCAGAAUUCCGGCAUCGGAUGCCGAUGUCACCGAUAAAUUGACAUAUCGUAUACUUUCUGGGAAUAAUGCGAAUCUGCUGAGAUUAAAUACAACAUCGGGUGGUUUGAUUUUGAGUCCGCAACUGAAUACAAAUGUGCCAAAAUUUGCGACAAUGGAAGUUUCUGUCUCAGAUGGCAUCAAUGACGCUAAAGCUAUUAUGCAGCUAUCAGUGCGCUUGAUCACUGAGGAUAUGCUUUUCAAUUCCGUUACUGUGCGUUUAAAUGAGAUGACCGAGGAGGCAUUCCUCUCGCCUUUACUAAACUUCUUUCUUGACGGCUUGGCAGCAAUAAUUCCCUGUCCGAAGGAAAACAUAUUCAUAUUUUCAAUACAAGAUGACACCGAUGUGACAUCGCGAAUUUUGAAUGUGAGUUUCUCUGCAAAACGACCGGACGUCUCACACGAGGAAUUUUACACGCCACAAUAUCUGCAGGAACGCGUCUACCUGAAUCGUGCUAUACUAGCGCGCCUGGCCACAGUUGAGGUACUACCCUUCGACGACAAUCUAUGUGUGCGCGAACCUUGCCUCAAUUUCGAAGAGUGUCUUACUGUGCUGAAGUUUGGCAAUGCCUCUGAAUUCAUACACAGCGAUACAGUGCUAUUUCGUCCUAUCUAUCCAGUCAACACCUUCGCCUGUUCAUGUCCUGAAGGCUUUACGGGCAGUAAAGAGCAUUACUUGUGCGACACAGAGGUAGAUCUCUGCUAUUCGGACCCUUGUCGUAAUGGUGGCACGUGCGUACGUCGUGAAGGCGGUUACACUUGCAUAUGCUCGCCAAAGCAUACGGGCGCUAACUGUGAAACGGAUAUUUCUACAUUGAAGCCGUGUUUGUCAGAUACCUGUGAUGGAGGCUAUUCUUGUAUGAAUUCGUUCCUCAGCUCACAGCCGCCACCAUACACAGCGACAUGUGAAUUACGUUCACGCUCGUUCUCCAAGAACUCGUUCCUCACUUUUGAAAGUCUCAAACAGCGGCACAGAUUCAACAUUAAACUACGAUUCUCGACCGUGCAUGAGAAUGGCUUGUUACUGUAUAAUGGACGUUACAACGAGCUGCACGAUUUCAUUGCGCUUGAAAUUCUUGAAGGGCAUGUAAGUUUCUCAUACUCAUUGGGCGAUAGCAAACAGAGUGUGUCGAUCGUACAACAGGUUAAGGUAUCGGAUGGCAAAUGGCACGAUGUGGAAAUGAUAUAUUUCAAUCGCACUGUAACGCUGGUGUUAGACAAAUGCGAUACGGCGAUAGCUUUGGCGGGCAAUUUGGGCGAUCGUUGGAGUUGCGCUAACCAAACUACGCUAAAACUAGACAAGCGUUGUGCGCUGCUCACUGAAACCUGUCAUCGCUUCUUGGAUUUGACAGGUCCACUGCAACUAGGUGGUCUACCACGCAUUCCUGCACACUUCCCUGUGGAGAACCAAGAUUUUAUUGGUUGUAUAUCCGACCUGCGCAUCGACGAGCGCUUCAUUGAUCUCAACUCAUAUGUAGCGGAUAAUGGCACCAUCUCCGGUUGUCCGCAAAAGUCACCACUCUGCACGUCGGAACCAUGUUUUAAUGGCGGUGUUUGCCGAGAAGGCUGGAACACCUACACCUGUGAAUGUCCAGAAGGUUAUGCGGGUAAUGCAUGCCAAGAGACUAUACCUGCACCUUGGCGCUUUUCCGGCGAUGGCAGUCUCAGUUUCAAUCCACUUUUACGACCAAUACAACUGCCCUGGGUCACUUCCCUUUCCAUGCGUACCUUACAACUGGAUGCGUUUCUACUGCAGAUACAAAUCGGGCAAAAUAGCUCAGCAGUGCUUUGUCUUAAGAACGGCAUACUCUACUACAUAUAUGAUAACGAACCAAUGUAUUUGGCUGGCGCUUACCUCUCUGACGGCAACUGGCAUCGCAUCGAAGUCAAGUGGCUUGGUUCGGAAAUACAAUUCUCUGUAGACUAUGGUCAGCGUAGUGGCGUCGUACCGAUGUCACAAAAAGUACAGGGACUCUACGUCGGAAAGAUUGUAAUUGGUAGCGCUGAUGGUUCAAUUGGCGCAGUCGGUGACAUGCUGCCCUUCGAAGGUUGCAUUCAAAAUGUGCGCAUUGGCGCCUCCCAAUCAGUGCUCUCACGACCUACUAUACGCGAGAAUGUCGAGGAUGGCUGCAUGUCGCGUGCUGAAUGCCCGGAAACUUGUCCGCCACACUCCACUUGCGCAACUACUUGGGACGAGGCGCGCUGUGAGUGUCUCCCUGGAUAUGUAGGACCCGAAUGCUUGCCCAUAUGCACAGUCAAACCUUGUGUAGCUGGUGUGUGUCGCGCGAAUGUCAGUGAACCACGCGGUUACAAAUGUGAAUGUAAUAGUUCCCUGCAACAUGGCGAAUAUUGCGAAAAGACUGUACAACAACCGUGCCCUGGCGGCUGGUGGGGCGAGAAAGUAUGUGGACCAUGUAAGUGCAACUUGAAGCAAGGUUACCAUCCGGACUGUAAUAAGACCACCGGCCAGUGUUACUGUAAGACAAACCAUUACCAACCACCUAAUGAGACGGCUUGCAUACCGUGUGACUGCUAUUCAAUCGGCUCAUUCAGCAGCGCAUGCAAUCGUCUGACGGGACAGUGUGAAUGCCGCGAAGGUGUUAUAGGACGACGCUGUGAUUCUUGUUCGAAUCCGUACGCAGAAGUAACAUUGAAUGGCUGCGAGGUCGUCUAUGAUGCAUGUCCACGUUCAUUCGCCGCAGGCAUAUGGUGGCCACGUACGCCGCUCGGCAGCACAACAGUUGAGAAUUGUCCCUCACCGGCCAGAGGCAAGGGACAACGCGCUUGCGAUGGUAUGUCGGGUGGCUGGAAUCAACCGGAUAUGUUCAAUUGUACCUCCGAUCCAUUUGUUGAGCUACGAAAACAACUUUCACAACUGGAGAAGCUCGAGUUGGAGUUGAACUCAUUUGUUGCCAUCAAAAUGGUAGAAAACUUGCAAUUAGCUUGUGAGACUGUAGAUCGCUCGAGCGCAGUGAAGAAAAAAAUGGUCAAGGAUAGCCGUCGCUACAAAAUGGAGUCAUCCUUUCUACUAAACGAAGGUAACAAUAUGUGGUCUAAUGAGCUGGAAAUGGAUUAUCUAUCAGACGAACUAAAGUUUACGCAUGAUCGUCUAUAUGGCGCUGAUCUGUUAGUUACUGAAGGCAUCCUGCAAGAGCUCAUCAACUACGAGCUCAUGCAAAACGGCUUGAAUCUGACACACAGUCAAGACAAGUAUUUCAUUAAGAAUCUGGUGGAUGCCGCAAGUGUUAUACUAGAUCGCAAAUAUGCAAGUGAAUGGAAGCGUGCUACAGAACUGAUACAACGUGGACCGGAUGAUCUUGUGGAUGCCUUUAACAAGUAUAUGGUAGUGCUAGCCAGCUCGCAGCAUGACACCUACACCAACCCCUUCGAAAUAGUGCAGCGUAAUAUGAUAUUUGCUUUGGAUAUUAUAACAACAGAAUCACUUUUCGGCUACGAGCCCGAACAGCUCAGUGAAUACCAUAAAACCAAGCUUAAUUUGAAGCCAAAUGCGUAUACAACUGAGAGCGUCAUACUGCCAGACACGAGCGGCUUCUUGCAGCACUCGUCCAAGCAGAAGCCGGUGAUAACCUUCCCUAAAUAUAAUAAUUAUAUACAAGAUAAAACAAAAUUCGAUAAGUAUACAAAGGUAUUGGUGCCACUCGACAUGUUGGGCAUCACACCGCCAGGCAGCAAUGAAGUCACCCAGAACGCAUUCGACUACCGGGCUAUUAUUUCCUAUGCGCAGUACAAAGAUGUGGGACAACUACUGCCAGAUAUGUACGACGAAACUAUCACACGUCGCUGGGGUGUCGAUAUUGAAGUGGCUUCACCUAUACUAUCACUGGCUAUUUUAGUUCCAUCUAGCGAUACUGAGGAGAAGCGUAUAGAGAUACCUUUUCGCAAAAUCUCAUCUCAAAAGACUGGAUCUAAUGAACAACAAUUUAUUGAAGUAUUCGAUGUGCCGAAGACGAGCAGCAGUGGCAGCGAGGAGCAUAUGAUUGAGAACAUACGCAUAACGGCACAUGAGAUACUACCCCCAGCUGCGACAAACUCACAUGAAACUAGCGCUGAAGUGGCAAGCAACGAAGCCGUGGAAGUGGCUGAUGGUGAGGAACCACACAUUAGUGUGCGCUUUGACGAUGACAACAUCGAAUUCCAUGGUGACACAGGCGAGGAAGUAGUCGACUCACCAGAGGUCACAAAUCCACAUUUCGAGGAUGGUUUUGACGAGCAGCAGAAGGGUGAAAACGAAGCGAUUUAUCGCAAUCGUAGGCUCGUCAAGCGCCAGGUAGAAGUCAUCUACCCAUCUGAACAGCAACAAACACAGCAACGUGUCAUUUAUCGUUCGCUCGGCUCGCCACAUCUAUCGCAGCCCAUCAAGUUACAAAUGUGGUUGGACAUUGAGCCAGCACGUUUCGGACCACGUUCAAAUCCACAAUGCGUGCGUUGGAACUCAUUCACUAGCCAAUGGACACGGCUGGGUUGCCAAACCGAAGUGCCUGAUUUCGAUGAGCUACCGCUCGAUGGACAACCUAUUAUUGUUAACUGUACCUGCACACAUGUAUCCAACUAUGCCGUCAUUGUGGACAUCAUCGAUCCCGAAGAUAUACCCGAACCUUCAUUAUUGGUACAAAUCACCUCGUACUCGGCGUUCAUGGUCUCACUGCCGGUACUGCUGAGCGUUCUCAUUGCUUUGGCACUGUUACGUGGACAACAAACCAAUUCGAACACCAUACAUCAGAACAUUGUGCUCUGUGUUUUCUGUGCCGAGCUGCUUUUCUUCGUUGGUAUGCAGUCACGUCGCAAUCUACUGGAAAAUGAGUUCCCCUGUAAGCUUAUAGCUAUUUGCCUGCAUUACUUCUGGCUGGCUGCAUUCGCGUGGACGACUGUCGAUUGUGUGCAUCUGUAUCGUAUGCUUACAGAGAUGCGUGACAUCAACCAUGGGCCAAUGGGUUUUUACUUUGCCAUGGGUUACGGUGCGCCUGCCAUUGUAGUCGGGCUUUCAGUGGGCGUGCGGGCACAUGAGUAUGGAAAUAGUUUGUUCUGCUGGCUUUCUGUCUAUGAACCGGUCGUUUGGUGGCUGGUCGGUCCCAUUGCUGGCAUGUCUGUGGUGAAUCUGUUAAUACUUUUUGUGUCGGUGAAAGCCGCAUUCACGCUCAAAGAUCACGUACUCGGAUUUGGCAAUCUACGCACGCUGCUAUGGUUGUCUGUCGUUUCAUUGCCCAUGAUGGGCGUCAUGUGGGUGUUGGCUGUGUUAGCUGCUUCAGAGAAUUCGCAGAUGCUUAGCAUCCUUUUGUCGGGCGUCGUAGUACUACAUUCCAUUUUCUGUCUUAUUGGCUAUUGUAUUAUAAACAAACGUGUAAGGGAGAAUCUGCAACGCACCUUCUUGCGUUGUAUGGGGCGUAAAGUGCCAUUGUUGGACUCUUCGCUGGUGGUGAGCAAUAGUUCUCAUAAUGUGAAUGGAGCGACGAGACCGAAUAAUUUCUUAGCGGGUAGUUAUGAUACAGCGAGAAGGAAUGUGGGUAUCAGCGUCUCAAGUACGACGUCGAGAAGUACGGCUAAGACAAGCUCCAGUCCCUAUAGUGAUGGCCAACUGCGUCAGACUUCAACCUCUACUUCAAACUAUAACUCAGCCAGCGAUGCUCCCAGUUUUCUACGUGGCUUUGAGUCAUCCACCGGUGGCGCCGGUGGUGGUGGCGGUGCACGUCGUGAAGAGAAAUCACGUCGUCAUCGUAAAGAUUCCGAUUCGGGCUCUGAAACGGAUGGGCGCUCACUAGAGCUCGCUUCCAGCCACUCGAGCGACGACGAUGAAUCACGCACAGCUCGAUCUUCAGGUACCCACCGUAGUACAGGUGUCAGUGCUACACCCUCUUAUCUGCCCAACAUCACCGAGCAUGUUCAAGCGACAACACCGCCCGAGCUAAAUGUCGUACAAAGUCCACAGCUCUUCCCCAGUGUUAACAAACCAGUGUAUGCGCCCCGUUGGUCGAGUCAACUACCUGACGCUUAUUUGCAAUCGCCACCAAAUGUGGGGCGCUGGUCGCAAGAAACUGGUUCGGACAAUGAACAUGUCCACGGCCAAAAAGUUACCAUCUCACCCAAUCCCCUACCUAAUCCGGAUCUCACAGACACCUCAUACCUGCAACAACAUCACAAUAAAAUCAACAUGCCGCCAUCGAUAUUGGAAAACCUACAGAAUGUGCGUAAUGACAAUGGCUACGACGCACUCGAACGUGACAGUAUCUACCGCCGCAAGGACCAUCAGGAUAGCUAUGGACAAUUCGAUACGCUACCCGUGGCGGGCAACUAUAAGCCCCCUAGUCACUAUGGUAGCGAGAAGGACUAUAAUGGUGGCGGCAGCGGGGGCGGCGGCGGUGGAGGCAGUGUCAGUGGUAGUGGUAGUGGUAGUGCCGGCGGCGGCAAUGGUGGUACCCAAAUCGUUAAUCACAUGCGUUCCUUCCAUCCGGAUGCCGCCUACCUCAGCGAUAACAUUUACGACAAGCAGCGCACGCUCGGCUAUAUGGGACCAAAAGCAGACUCACCAUAUAUGUCCAAGGAGCGCAUUACACCCGAUAUAUAUGGCUCGCGCGAGAAUCACUAUAGCCUAAAGAAACCGCAUAUGUAUGUUGGUGCCGCCGACUCAAUGCAUUCUGUGCAUUCGUUGUUAAAGAACGACUAUCAAGCACAGCAGCAGCGUCAACAUCACCUGCAACAGCAGCACCAGCAACAGCAACAACACCAACACCAGCAACAUCAACCUUCUUCAGCUGAUUACCAUUCGGAUCGCAUGUCGGAGGGUUCGGACAAGAAUGGCUAUCAUUUUCCGUACACAGCGGAGGAGGAUCAUAUAGCGAGCACGCGUAAACUCAGCCAUCAACAUAAUCCAUCGCCUUCCCUACACAGUUCACAUCAGAUGCUCAAUGGGCAUACGCAUGGACAUGCGGUGAACGAUAUGAAUAAUCCAGGUAUGCUGGGGCGUCAUACGCUGAAUUCGAGUUCGCGGCAUGGAUCGCGUGCUAGCUCGCCGCCUUCGAGUAUAGUGGCGCCCAUGCAGCCAUUAGCGCCACUCACAAGCAUAACGGAUACAGAGAGGAAUAUUGAUGAUGAUGAGACGACCGUGUGACCACAUCAUCGACAACAACAAGCUAAGUACAGUACAAUAAAUGAGCAAAAACUACAACAAACGCUUGCAGAAGUGUCACAAAAACAGCAGCCAGAGAAUCAACAACAACAACAACCACAAACCCAAUUUACUCUACUGCCACUAGUAAUGCAACAACAAAUACCAGUACAACUUUGGAAAAUUAAUCAAAAAACACCCAAAAGCGAUACAAACAAACAGCAGCAACAGCAAAAGCAAAAAACCCAACAAGAACAACCACACCAACACUUCGCAACUAUACGUCGUGUGCCAUCACCACAUUAUAGUGGCCGAUGCCAAAGCAUUUGUUAUUGGUAUGCCGAAUUCAAACGUGGUCGUACAGACACCGAUGACAUUCCAUCUACUGGAAGGCCAAAUGACGCUGUUAUUCCGGAAAACGUUGAAAAAACACUGAAAAUCAUUAUGUCCGACCGUAAAGUGAAAAGGAGGGAGAUUGCUGACAUUCUAAAGAUAUCAGCAGGCAGUGUACACACCAUAAUACACGAACAUUUGGAUAUGAAAAAGGUGUUUUCCAAAUGGGUGCCGCGUUUGCUCACACCGGAGCAAAAACAACAACGAAUCGAUGAUUCAGAGAGCUGUUUGGACAUGUUUACGCGCAAUAAGUUGGAGUUUUUGCAUCAGUGCAUCACAAUGGAUGAAACAUGGAUCCACCAUUUCACUCCAGAGUCAAAUCGGCAGUCUGCUGAGUGGCAUGCAGCCGGUGAAAGCCGCCCAAAGCGACCAAAGACACAGCAGUCGGCUGGCAAGAUUAUGGCGUCUGUAUUUUGGGAUGCGCAUGGAAUAAUAUUCAUCGACUAUCUCCAGAAGGGGCAGACCAUCAACAGCGACUAUUAUAUAGCGUUAUUGGAGCGUUUGAAAGACGAAAUCGCAGAGAAAAGCCAAGUUUUUGAUUUGAUCAUACAACAAACAGAUUUGUAUACGCUGCAAGAACACGGCAUUGAGCUUAAAUGCACUGUUGAAGAUAUUAAACGCUAUAUUGGUAUUUUGAUGUAA